Geodia barretti is the source of this 468-nucleotide messenger RNA. NCBI's taxonomy places the organism in Eukaryota, Metazoa, Porifera, Demospongiae, Tetractinellida, Geodiidae. The record is from the annotation of a GenBank genome assembly.
AUGUCCGAGCUCCGCGAGCUCUAUCAGGAGGUGAUCCUCGACCACGGCAAGUCGCCGCGCAAUUUCGGCCGACCGCCGUCGGUGACGGGCGAAUCCCACGGCCACAAUCCGCUCUGCGGGGAUACGGUGACCAUCUAUCUCGCCGUCGCCGACGGUGUGGUUACGGAUAUCGGCUUCGAGGGCAGGGGCUGCGCCAUCUCGAUGGCCUCGGCCUCGAUGAUGACCGAGAUGCUGCACGGCAAGUCGCUCGAAGAAGUUCAGGCGAUGUUCUCAGGCUUUCAUUCCCUGGUGGCGUCGUCGGAUCCGGCCUGCGAGCCCGGCUUCGAGAUGCCCGAUCUGGACAAGCUGAUCGUGCUUGCGGGCGUGCGGGAGUUCCCGAUGCGGGUCAAGUGUGCGACGCUUCCCUGGCACACGAUGAAGGCGGCGCUCAAGGGCGAGAGCGAGAGCGAGGAGAUCACAACGGAAUGA